GGCCCGACUCGGGGCUCGAACUCAGGAACUGCGAGAUCAUGACCUGAGCUGAAGUCGGACGCUCAACUGACUGAGUCCCCCAGGCGCCCCCAGGCUAUGUGUCUUUUGCCAUGCAGAAUAGCAUCUGUGCAAAGAACUGUGGCUGUGGGGGGUUUGAAGGGCGAGUAACAGGUGGAGCAUGGGGUUUUUGGGCAGAGAGACUAUUCUGUAUGAUAGGAUAGUGGUCCCAUUUCACUGCGUAUCUGUAACAUCCCCCAGAGUAUUGAGACAAGAGCCAACUCUAACGUAAGCCACGGGCUUGAGUUGAUAACAUGUCGCUAUGGGGUAAUCAAUUGCGGCGGAUGUGCCCCACAAAUGUAAGAGUAACGGGCUGUGGGGAAGUGAUGGGUCUACAGGAGCUCCUGUACUUUCUGCUCACUUUUUUUAUUUGCAAACAUGAGACUGCUCAAAGAAAAUGACACCUAUGUAAAAAGAAAAGACCUUCACGUGGGCCAGAAUCAGGUCCCAGGGCCACUGCCAGCUACAGAGGAGCCUGGGAGAGCAGAGGACACAGUCCUUAGCAAAUAGUGGCAGGGUUUGGACAACAGGGAAGAUGAAGGCUGCCCCGAGGUGACCGGACCCCUGGUCUUCCCCUGCAGGCUGGCCACCAUGUGGGCUGGUCAGUGCACGGCACACACACCCAGCCAGGUGCCAUGGCCCCAGCCAAAGGCUGGCUGAGCGUCACAGCCUCACCCCUGGACCUUGCAGCAAGCCAGCAGUGCAGGACUGGGACGGACUGCCAGGCAUCCACCAGACCCGACCCCGUGAGGCUUCCCUGCAGGCAGCUGGCACCUCCCACCCCUGUUGCCCCAUUCACUCCUGUCCAGCCUGAGCAGGCACACCCCUCUCCCUGGAAACAAAGGAGAGCGGGAAACGAGGUGUCAUCUUACUGACUCUGUUUGUCAAGUCUGACAACAUGCAAUAGACGGUGAAGGUGAGGCCGCUGACUGGGUUGCUGGCGUCUGUGGGAAGCAUUUCAGUCCUGGGGGUUCAGUCAUCUGAGCCCUAAACUGCAUACUAUGAAGCAAGAGUGUGGUAAUCACUCGACGUGUUCUAGAUUAGUGCACGGGAAGAGCUCCUGGGCCAUGCACUUAGCACGCACCUGCUACGCUGGCGCACUAGCCUCAUCUCUAGGGUCUCGGUUUACAUCAAUGUGGAGUCAAGGAAAAUAGAGUUGGGCAUGAAGACAUUAACCCAAAACUAAUGGGAUGCCCAGCCUCCGGCUCCUGGAGACUGGAUCUGUCACUCUGUAGGACACAAGCCAGAGGGAAUGCGCUGAUCAGAGGGAAGGAGGUGUGGGGGAUGUGUGCUCAAAGAAGAAAGAGUGGCAGUCAAGAGCGAACAUACACACUCACAACUCAGAUCUGGGUGGCAGUGUGACCUCAGAGAUGCCGAGGUGGGAUUGUGGAGAUCAAGUUCAUCUGCUCAGAGCCCAGGUCUGCUUUCACCCUGGGUGUGUUUCAGGGAAGAUCCCAGACCACGCAUCUGGGCUCUGUCUCUUUGGGCCUACCCCUUCCCUGCCCCCUGCCUCUGUGGGCCUCCCCCCCACCCCACUGCCUCUGCGAGCCUCCUUCAUUUCUGCAUGGCUCUUCCGUCUCUGGGGGCCUCCAUCUGCCAGCCUCUGCUGGGACACAACUAGGACUAAGGGGGCAGUGGCUCCACACACCAGAGAAGCCUGGGGCUAAAGCUGUCACAGGUCCCCAACCGGCCACUGGAGGAGAUGCGGUAUGUGCCCCACAGUCUCCAGGAGUCCCUGGCAAGCCCCGGGGUGCCCAUGUGGCUUCCUGCCCUUUCCCCGUCCCUGCUGGUGCCAUGUGGGGUCACCUCUCAGUAAACUAUUUGCAGGGAAAUCCCUGUCUCGGGUGGGCUUCUUGGGGAGGGUACGCAGGAGCAGGGACAGAGACCCCAAGUGGGGCUGGGGUCUCAGCAUCUGGCAGCAGGUGUACAGGGGGCUGGGCCCACAGGGAACUGGAUGGCGGCCGGCAGCCAGCACAGCCCCAGGCUGGGCCAGAUUCUUCCCCAACCUGUGGCUGACUCAGGGCCUGGGGAGGGGCCUGAGCCCCCUCAGCUUGUCUGGCUUGUUGGCUUGCGUGGCUCCUCUGAGUCAGGCCAGGGUCCAUGAAAUACGUUUCCUUCCUGCUGUGCGGAGGCGGGCGGGCGACAGGAGUCGCUCCCCACAGGCUCCCUUAUCAGCUCAGCCUUGGCAUGGGGGCCAAGGUCUGGCCCAUCUGGUGAUAGGGAGAGCCCGGGGGAGGGAGAGAAGGUGUCUGCUGCACACCCGGGGCUCCCGCUGACACUCUGCCCCUGUAGGGACAGUAGAGAGGGGGACGAGAUGGGAGAGCCGGGCAGGCAGAGGAGGGCUGUGGCUGUCACAUCUGGGACCUCUAGGACUGUCAGACCCCUCGGGAGAUGGUCUGCCCCCUCCACCCAGAGGGGGCUUUGUCACUGGUCACUCCACCCAUAACAGUCCCCUCUGUUAUCAGGCUGUUAAUAUUAAUUAACUGUUGCUAAGCUUGACAGUGCAAAGGUGUGUCCCAGCCGGAGCUGGCUGGCUCCCAGGAGGGGGCUGAGAGAGAGGGGCUCUGGGCUGGGCUGGGUGAGGGGGGGCAGGCUGUGGCGAGCAGGGGUUCUGGGGGCCAGUCCUUGCUUUGGGAAGCGGAUGAAGGGGAGACCCCAGCGCCUCCCCGGGAGGCUCGUGGAGAGGGUGGGACUCAGGUGGGAGGGCAGGAGAAGGUGGAUCAUUAACCAGCUGGGAGCUGUGGGGCUCAGCCCCAUUGGUCCCCGACCAGUCAGGUCAGGCCCUCCCCAAUGGGGACGCUGCCUUGCUGAGCACCCCCGGGUUAAGUGUAUGUGCUGCCUGGACCGGCACUGUGUGUCCCCAGGAGCCAGCCCUCAGCUGUCCCCGUGGCCUGGCCCCUCUCCCCUAGACGCCUUCCCAGAACCACGAUGGCGGAGGCCGGACUGAGGGGCUGGCUGCUAUGGGCCCUGCUCCUGCACUCGGCCCGGGCCGAGCUGUACACACCCAUCCACCGGUCUGGCUACUGCGCCUUCUACGACGAGUGUGGCAAGAACCCAGAGCUGUCCGGAGGCCUGGCUCCCCUGGCCAACGUGUCCUGCCUGUCCAACACACCCGCCCGCCUCCUGGCCGGCGAGCACCUGGCCCUCCUGCGGCGCAUCUGCCCCCGCCUGUACGCUGGCCCCGACACCACCUACGCUUGCUGCUCCGCCAAGCAGCUGGUGUCCCUGGAGGCGAGCCUGGCGGUCACCAAGGCGCUCCUCGCACGCUGCCCCGCCUGCACCGACAACUUCGUGAGCCUGCACUGCCACAACACCUGCAGCCCCAACCAGAGCCUGUUCGUCAACGUGACGCGUGUGGCCCGGCGCGGGGACGGCCGGCCGCCGGCUGUAGUGGCCUACGAGGCCUUCUACCAGAGCAGCUUCGCCAGGCGGACCUACGACUCAUGCAGCCGGGUGCGUGUCCCUGCGGCGGCCACGCUGGCUGUGGGCACCAUGUGUGGCGUUUAUGGCUCCGCCCUCUGCAACGCUCAGCGCUGGCUCAACUUCCAGGGGGACACAGGAAAUGGCCUGGCCCCCCUGGACAUCACCUUCUACCUCUUGGAGCCUGGUCAGACGCCGGGGAGUGGGGUGCAGCUUCUGAACGGGGAGGUGGCACCGUGCAACGAGUCCCAGGCAGACGGCGCAGCCGCCUGCUCCUGCCAAGACUGCGCCGCCUCGUGCCCCGCGAUCGCCCGGCCCCAGGCCCUGGACGCCACCUUCUACAUGGGCCGGAUGGCAGGCGGGCUGGCCCUCAUCAUCACCCUCUGUUCGGCCUUUGCUGUACUUACCGCCUUCCUGGUGGGGCCCCGCCUGGCCUCCCGCUGGGGCAAGGGCAAGAUGCGGGACCCCACGGUGGGCACCAGCCUCUCCGACAAACUGAGCCUGUCCACGCAUAGCCUCCUCAGCCGGUGCUUCCAGGGCUGGGGCACGUGGGUGGCCUCGUGGCCGUUGAGCAUCCUGCUGGUGUCCAUCGCCGUGGUGGUGGCCUUUUCAGGAGGCCUGGCCUUCAUGGAGCUGACCACGGACCCCGUGGAGCUGUGGUCGGCCCCCAGCAGCCAGGCCCGGAGAGAGAAGGAGUUUCAUGACCAGCAUUUCGGCCCCUUCUUGCGGACCAACCAGGUGAUCCUGACGGCACCCACACGGCCUGGCUCCAGCUACAACUCCCUGCUGCUGGGGCCCAAGAACUUCAGUGGGGUUCUGGCCCCCGACGUCCUGCUGGAGGUGCUGGAGCUGCAGGAGACGCUGCGACACCUGCAGGUGUGGUCACCCGAGGAGCAGCGCAAUGUGUCGCUGCAGGACGUGUGCUUCGCGCCCCUCAACCCACACAACACCAGCCUCUCCGACUGUUGCGUCAACAGCCUCUUGCAGUAUUUCCAGAACAAUCGCACGCGCCUGCUGCUCACGGCCAACCAGACGCUGACCGGGCAGACCUCUCAAGUGGACUGGAGGGACCACUUUCUCUACUGUGCUAAUGCCCCUCUCACCUUCAAGGACGGCACAGCCCUAGCCCUGAGCUGCAUGGCUGACUACGGGGGCCCUGUCUUCCCUUUUCUUGCUGUGGGGGGCUACAGAGGGAAAGACUACUCUGAGGCAGAGGCCCUGAUCAUGACCUUCUCCCUUAACAACUACGCCCCUCGGGACUCCCGGCUGGCACAGGCAAAGCUCUGGGAGGGGGCCUUCUUGGAGACGAUGAGAGCUUUCCAGCAGCGGACAGCCGGCAGGUUCCAGGUCACAUUCAUGGCGGAGCGCUCCCUGGAGGACGAGAUCAAUCGCACCACGGCCCAGGACCUGCCGGUCUUCGGGGUCAGCUACAUUGUCAUCUUCCUGUACAUCUCCCUGGCCCUGGGCAGCUACUCCAGCUGGCGCCGGGUGGCGGUGGAUGCCAAGGCCACGCUGGGCCUGGGCGGCGUGGCCGUGGUGCUGGGAGCAGUCACUGCAGCCAUGGGCUGCUUCUCGUACCUGGGCGUCCCCUCCUCCCUGGUGAUCCUGCAGGUGGUGCCUUUCUUGGUGCUGGCCGUGGGUGCUGACAACAUCUUUAUCCUAGUGCUCGAGUACCAGAGGCUGCCGCGGAGGCCUGGAGAGCGGCGAGAGGACCACAUCGGCCGCGCACUGGGCAGGGUGGCCCCCAGCAUGCUGCUCUGCAGCCUGUCUGAGGCCAUCUGCUUCUUUCUCGGGGCCCUGACCCCCAUGCCAGCGGUGAGGACCUUCGCCCUGACCUCCGGCUUGGCUGUCAUCCUGGACUUUCUGCUGCAGGUGUCAGCCUUCGUGGCCCUGCUGUCCCUGGACAGUAGGCGGCAGGAGGCCUCCAGGAUGGAUGUGUGCUGCUGUGCUGGCGCUCGGGAGCUGCCCCCCCCGGGCCAAAGCGAGGGGCUCCUGCUGCGAUUCUUCCGCAAGGUCUACGUCCCACUCCUGCUGCACCGGGUCACACGUGUGGUUGUGCUGCUGCUGUUCACGGGCCUGUUUGGAGCCGGGCUGUACCUCAUGUGCCAGGCCAGUGUGGGGCUGGAUCAGGAGCUGGCCCUUCCCAAGGACUCCUACCUGCUCGACUAUUUCCUCUUUCUGAACCGCUACUUUGAGGUGGGGGCUCCAGUCUACUUCGUCACCACUGGAGGCUACAACUUCUCCAGCGAGGCGGGAAUGAAUGCCAUUUGCUCGAGCGCAGGAUGCGACAGCUUCUCCUUAACCCAGAAGAUACAGUUCGCCACUGAGUUCCCCGACGAGUCUUACCUGGCCAUCCCUGCCUCUUCCUGGGUGGAUGACUUCAUUGACUGGCUGACCCCGUCCUCUUGCUGCCGCCUGUAUGCCUUUGGUGCCAACAAAGACAAAUUCUGCCCCUCGACUGUUAACUCCCUGGCCUGCUUGAAGAGCUGUGUGAACUUCACUCUGGGCCCCGUCCGGCCAUCAGUGGACCAGUUCCACAAAUACCUGCCCUGGUUCCUGGAGGACCCACCCAACAUCAAGUGUCCCAAAGGUGGACUGGCAGCGUAUAGCACCUCUGUGGAUUUGGGACCUGGUAACCAAGUUUUAGCCUCGAGGUUCAUGGCCUACCACAAGCCGCUGCGGAACUCACAGGAUUACACGGAGGCCCUGCGGGCGGCACGCGCACUGGCGGCCAACAUCACCGCCCACCUGCGGCAGGUGCCGGGCACUGAUCCGGCCUUCGAGGUCUUCCCCUACACGAUCACCAACGUGUUCUACGAGCAGUACCUGACGGUGGUCCCCGAAGGCCUCUUCAUGCUUGCCAUGUGCCUGCUGCCCACGUUCGCUGUCUGCUGCCUGCUGCUGGGCAUGGACCUGCGCUCCGGCCUCCUCAACCUGUUCUCCAUCAUCAUGAUCCUCGUGGACACCGUGGGCUUCAUGGCCCUGUGGGGCAUCAGCUACAACGCCGUGUCCCUCAUCAACCUGGUCACGGCGGUGGGCAUCUCCGUGGAGUUUGUGUCCCACAUCACCCGCGCCUUUGCCAUCAGCACCCGGCUCACCCGGCUAGAGAGGGCCAAGGAGGCCACGAUCUUCAUGGGCAGCGCGGUGUUCGCGGGCGUGGCCAUGACCAACCUGCCGGGCAUCCUCGUCCUGGGCCUGGCCAAGGCGCAGCUCAUCCAGAUCUUCUUCUUCCGCCUCAACCUCCUCAUCACCCUGCUGGGCCUGUUGCACGGCCUGGUCUUCCUGCCAGUGGUCCUCAGCUUCGUGGGGCCCGAUGUCAAUGUGGCUCUAGUGCUGGAGCAGAAGAUGGAGGAGGCCGCCAGGGCCAGGGUGGCCUCCUGCCCGACCCACCAGGCCCCGACAUCCACAGCCAGCAGCACCUACAUCAACCAUGGCUUUGAACAUCCUGCCAAGAGCAUGGGUGGUGCUGUCGGUUCUCUGUCCCGCGGUGGGCAGGAGUUCUGAGGAGGCCGGAGCUCCUGUCCUGGCUCACCAGCCCUGACCCCUGGGGCUGUGCAGCUUCCCUAAUGGGGGUCCCUUCACCCGUCCUCCCACUCAGGGCCUAGGAGAGGCAGUGGCCAUGGGAGUGCCCGAGGCGGGUGGUUGGUCUCUGGCCACCAGGUGGGACCCAGGAGGACAAGAUUAGGAUGAAGGAGGCAUGUGGCAGCAUGGGUGUGGUCUGUUCCUGUCUCUUGAAGUUGACGUAUGUCUUCCCGGAGCAGGUUUUUACACUCUAAUUCCGUGUCUAUAUGUGAACAGAGAUAGAGUAUCAUUCCACGUUUAAACGUCUGCCGUAAAUGACUUGACACAUCCCUUCACUAGCUUCCCCCAUGCCCCAUGCAUUUUGCAUUUAUUCACGUUGGUCCCUGUGGGCCAGUCACUGCGACUGCCCUGGAUUAUUCCAUUGCAUGAAUGAGCACGAUUGCUUUAUUUUUAAAGGUUUCAUUUCUAAUCCCUCCACCCACUGUGGGGCUCGAACUCACAACCCUGAGAUCAAGAGUCAGGUGCUCCACCGACGGAGCCGGCCUGGCCCCACGAACACCAUGAUUCUGUCUGUUCCCUGCUGGUGGGCAGAUUGGUCCCAGUUGUUUUCCAGUACAGCGCCAAUCACUUCUGUGGAAUCUCCAAAUCCCCAAAUCUCUGAAAACUGCGUUUGUUUUUCUCUUGUACAUUUGGGACAAUCUCAUUGGACCAGAUGAGAGGUGUUUAUUUACACCUUUACGACUGGGGUCCUUACGCCCUUUGUCUCCUUGAUGUGAGCAGUCAGAUAUUUUGGCACGUUUGUGACUUUGUGUGCUGUGUGCGGCCCCGGGCCCUGAUGGGGGAUAAUAUCUAAGGCAGCGUAAGCAUCAAAUUACUUUCCUAAAAACCUUCUAAAUUCUGAAAUUCAUCACACCAAGGGGAUCUCAGAUGCAGAAGAUGAAACUCUGUGAGGCUGAGCAGGCAUUGAUGUGUCUGUAGGUGUGGGAGAGCUGCCUGGAGGCAGUGUCGCCGAGGGACUGCAGGGGACCCACAGCUGCCUCUGGAAAGCGCUGCCCUAUUCACACCCCACCCGCUGGCCUCGGUGAGGGGCCUCCCUCCCCGUACCAACAACACUGUAUGUCCACUUGCUCUUUGGGGGAAAGGGUAGCAUUGUGGGUGAUAAUCAUUUUUAAAUACAUUUUUCAAAAGAAACCUAUUUACAAUUUUAGAAUAGUUUUAGAUUUACAGGAAAAUUACAAAGAUAGUACAGAAAGUUCCUGCAUACUUCACGUCCAGUUUACCCUAUCAAUAUAUUAGUAUGGUACAUUUGUCAAUAUACAAUUAAUAAACCAGUAUUGAUAAUUACUA
This is a messenger RNA of Felis catus (domestic cat), 8346 nucleotides long. It is a transcript of the gene NPC1L1, whose product is annotated as NPC1 like intracellular cholesterol transporter 1. The transcript has 19 exons. Gene Ontology annotation, cellular component: membrane. Gene Ontology annotation, molecular function: lipid carrier activity. Lineage: Eukaryota; Metazoa; Chordata; Mammalia; Carnivora; Felidae. Bases 2986 to 6981 code for a protein of 1331 amino acids. The record is from RefSeq and is a predicted model, not a curated record.